AUGACGUUGGUGUGGCUUCUUGGCGGGGGGAAUGGUCUUCAUCUACUUGGACACCUGGAUGUCAUCCUGGAGAUCCAGGAGUCGGCAACGACACAACAGGUCCGUGACGCCUACAAGAAAGCCGCUCUGAAGACACAUCCCGACCGCGUCCCCUCCGACUCGCCCGAACGAGCAUCCCGCACGCGCAAGUUCCAGAUCGUCAACGACGCCUACUACACACUUUCCGACCCUUCGCGACGCCGCGAAUACGACGCCCAGCGAAAGAUCUUUGGCACCUCGUCCGGGCGCAAGGCUCCUGCCGCGGGCGCCGACCCGUUUGAGUCGGACGAAUUCGACGAGGAGGUUCCACCCCAGGCCGGUGGCGCCCAUGCGCAAAAUGCUUACUCGUGGGCGUGGAACUACUUCACCGGAAAGAAUGGCGCGGCCGGCAGCAGCGAGGAGCGGCAGAAGACCGAGGAGGCGCAGUUCGGCGACGUCUUUGAGGAGAUGCUGCGCGAGGAGGGCAUGGCCGAGGGCGACGGCACGAAUCGCCCGACCGGCACCUUCUGGAGCGUGGUCGGCGGCGCGAGCGGCGGCGCGCUGGGCUUCAUCAUCGCCAACGUCCCGGGUCUGCUGGCCGGGGCGGUAGCAGGGAACAGGCUGGGCGCCAUCCGUGACACCAAGGGGAAGAGUGUGUAUGCUGUUUUCCAGGACUUGCCGCAGGCAGAUCGCGCAAGAUUGCUCACGCAGCUGGCGGCCAAGGUGUUCAGCCAUACUGUUGGCGUUUGA
Verticillium dahliae VdLs.17 is the source of this 768-nucleotide messenger RNA. Its product is annotated as DNAJ domain-containing protein. The coding region runs from base 1 to 768 and encodes 255 amino acids. The transcript is spliced from 4 exons. Lineage: Eukaryota; Fungi; Ascomycota; Sordariomycetes; Glomerellales; Plectosphaerellaceae. The record is from RefSeq and is a predicted model, not a curated record.